Molecule: messenger RNA, 2145 nt
Organism: Dujonia railenensis
Lineage: Eukaryota; Fungi; Ascomycota; Pichiomycetes; Serinales; Debaryomycetaceae
Source: the annotation of a GenBank genome assembly
AUGACAGAUAAUCUUAAAAGGAGCGCAGACGCUUCUGUUGAUUUGGCUUCCACCAAGAAGAGAAAAGCAUUGGAUGAACUUAGUGAAGAUGGUCCGUUAACUCAAGAAGAUGUGACUUAUUUCCAGAAGGAGGCCAUAUGGAGACAAAUGAAUUCCUACAAGAGGCAGUGCAACAUCCUAUCCAGAGAUUUAAGAAGUUUCAAGCAUAAGUAUGAAGCUAAUGAAUCCAAGUUAAACAUCUUGGACAUAUGGUACGAACAGAUUAUUAACUUACUCAGCCAGAGUCCCAGAGAAAAGCCUUCCUCUGUAAAUGAGUCUCUUCUCAUCAAGAUCACACAUCACUCAGACAAAGACAAAUUGGAAGAUAUUCUCAAUAAGAGAAGAACAUGUCUAUUGAACAUUUUGAGUCCCAUCUUGGAGAAAUCGAAAGCAUCCUUCCCAGAAUCUAAAGAGCUUAUUGAAACAUUCGAGACCUUGAAUCUGGAUUUGUGCCGUUUAAAGGCAGAGAACGAAACCAUUUUGAAGCUUAAAAGUGGGUUGGAAGACAACUUAGAAGAGUUAAAAGAGAGACUUCUGGAUUUAACUAAAGUGAAAGAUCGUAACCAAUCCAAAACUUUGGGGAGGGUUGAUGCUAGCUUGGUUAAAAGAGAGGAAGAAUCUGAAACCAGUGACAGUAUAGCUAGCGAUAGCAACAGCGGUAAGGCCAGUAAUAGUAACGCUAAAGGUGGGAGCGAUACGGAUAAUAUAGAAAACAAGGAAGAACCAGUGGACAACUCAGCUGAUAAAGAGCUCAUCGAAACCCUAACUAUCAAGUUGAGAGAACUCGAGGCGUCAAACGCCACAUUACAACAACAGAUAACAGAGUUGGGCAAAAAGCAUCAAAAGUCCUCUGAAGACUGUUUAGAAUUAGCCUCCAGGUUAUCGUCACUUUCUUCAAAGGACCUCAACUUAUCUCCAAUCUAUCAAAGCAUCCUUAAUAAGAAUAAAAUUUUGAGCGAACAAGUGGAAGACUUGGUCAAGGUUCAAAGCAUUCUGGUUGCCAAAUUGAGCCAGUUGGAAAAUGCUAGGGGUAGUUUAAAGAACCUGAUUGAUGAAACGUUGAGCUUUGAGAAUGACAACUUAAAGCAAACAUUAUCUAAGGUGGAAUCUGAUUUGGUUAGAAUCAGAACAUCGAGAGACGAAUUAAUAGCCAAAAACUCAAUUUUGAAAUCGGAGAGUGAAAAUAAGAGCCUCAUUACUGAAUUGGAAAAGUUGGUAAGUGUUCAAAAGGAAAAAAUUGACAGUUUGACAAAUGAGAGAGUUGGGAAUAAUGAAUUUAAGGAAGAAGAGGUUGAAAAGCUUAAGUCUUUAACUUCUGAUGAAUUAAUCAAAAGAAUAACCAUGUUGAGUGGUGAAAUUAAAGAAAUUGAGUCCGUUUUCCAAUCUACUCAUGAAAUCGCCGUAAAGAAGCUUCAUAAUGAAGUUGAAAAUGAUAAUUUGAUCAAAAAAUUGACUAUAGAGAAGACUAAAGCAGAUCAAAAGUAUUUUGCAGCCAUGAGGUCAAAGGAUGCAAUUUCUUCGGAGAACAAAGUGUUGAAAAGUCAAAUUGCAAAGUCACAAGAGUUAGUAAGUAAAUUGAAUGACUUGGAGAAAACAUAUUUGACCAAGAUUAGCAUCUUACAAAAGUCUGAGAUAGAUUUCAAGACCAUCAAGGAAAAUUCACUCCAGGAAAACUCCAAAUUGCAAGAGCAAAUAAAAUCCAUUCAAGCUUCAAGAGAAAGAUUUGAAAAUGAGACCAAGUCGUUGAAAAAGACUCUCGAAGGUAAAGUCAGCCAACUUGGAGCAUUGGAUGUGGAAAGAAACGAUGCAUUGCAAAAAUUGGCUAAAGUAGAAGCUAAAGUUAAGGAAUUGGAAUCUUUGAUUAAGAAAUAUCGUAGCAACAAGACCUCAUCUAUUUUGCAAGAAGAUGAAAGACAACUUGAAGCUUUACGUUCCAUUGCCAAGUGUUCGUUAUGUUCUAAAAAUUGGAAAGACACCGCCAUCACAGUGUGUGGGCAUGUAUUCUGUUCAGAUUGUGCCCAAGAGAGAUUGGCUGCUAGACUUCGUCGUUGUCCAUCAUGUAAUAAGGGAUUUUCAGCAAAUGAUUUACUUUCCAUCCAUUUGUAG